Molecule: messenger RNA, 1663 nt
Organism: Eruca vesicaria subsp. sativa (arugula)
Lineage: Eukaryota; Viridiplantae; Streptophyta; Magnoliopsida; Brassicales; Brassicaceae
Source: the annotation of a GenBank genome assembly
GAAGCUCUCUCUUGAGACAAAAUAUAACCCUAAGACGGGCUUUGUGUCUUAAAAUAAUCACUCUUGUCUCUCGCCGCUUCGCUUCCUCCUCCUUAUCGGAAUCUCUCGUCAUUAUGCUCAGAAGCCUCCACCAUUAUUGCCAUAGCUCUGUCGCUUCACCUCUCCGUCCAACGAUUCUCUCUUCGAUUAUUACUGUCGGAAUCACUCACACUAUUGCCAUCAUCUGAGAAUUGGGUUUCCGUAUUAAUAUUUGUUAAAUUUCGUUACCGUAUUCAAAGAUGGCUGCUUUGAAAGGUUAUGGAUUGUGUUCUAUGGACUCUGCUCUACACUUCCCCUGUCCAAGGCCAUUCCAGCCCUACAAGAGAAGAAGCUCGAGAUGGGUCUCUCCAGUAGCAGCUGUUGUACCCAACUUCCAUCUCCCUAUGCGCAGCUUAGAGGUUAAAAACAGGACCAACACUGACGACAUCAAAGCACUACGAGUGAUCACAGCCAUCAAAACACCGUAUCUCCCCGACGGAAGAUUCGACCUCGAAGCCUACGACAACUUAAUCAACAUCCAAAUCCAAAACGGAGCUGAAGGCGUCAUCGUCGGUGGCACAACGGGAGAAGGCCAGCUCAUGAGCUGGGACGAGCACAUCAUGCUCAUAGGCCACACCGUGAACUGUUUCGGAGGAAGCAUCAAAGUCAUUGGAAACACAGGUAGCAACUCAACAAGAGAAGCCAUCCAUGCGACAGAACAAGGCUUCGCUGUCGGAAUGCACGCAGCUCUUCACAUCAACCCUUACUAUGGUAAAACAUCAAUGGACGGUAUGGUUGCACAUUUUCAAUCUGUUCUCCACAUGGGACCAACGAUUAUAUACAAUGUUCCCGGGAGAACGGGGCAGGACAUACCGCCACGUGUUAUCUUGAAGCUUUCUAGGAGUCCUAAUUUAGCUGGUGUGAAGGAGUGUGUUGGGAACAAGAGGGUGGAAGAGUAUACUGAGAAUGGGGUUGUUGUGUGGAGUGGGAAUGAUGAUGAGUGUCAUGACUCGAGAUGGGACUAUGGAGCGACCGGUGUUAUAUCGGUUACUAGUAACGUAGUUCCUGGUUUGAUGAGGAAGUUGAUGUUUGAAGGUAAGGACACGGCUUUGAAUGAGAAGCUUUUGCCUUUGAUGGAGUGGCUGUUCCAGGAGCCGAACCCUAUUGGGCUCAACACUGCUUUGGCUCAGCUUGGUGUGGCGAGGCCUGUUUUUAGGUUGCCGUAUGUUCCUUUGCCUUUGGCUAAGAGGGUUGAGUUUGUGAAGAUGGUGAAGGAGAUUGGUAGAGAGCAUUUUGUUGGGGAGAGAGAUGUUCAGGCUCUUGAUGAUGAUGAUUUUAUCCUUAUUGGUCGAUAUUAAGCAUAUACUUUCUUGAAUCUUUUUGGUUUACUUUUGUUUGGUAUUUAAUGAAGAUGAAGAGAUGUUUUUCUUUUUUUUUUUCUUUUUGGUUUAUGUAGCUGAUGAAUGAAACUCAUUGAAUGAUUUCAUCAUAUGUUUUGGUCUGUGCUUGUUAUGAACUUAUGAUCUGCUUUUACUCUGUUUUAAAACCUGUUGGAUGGAAACGGCAUGCUUGUUUGGGUCUAGUGGUUGUAACGGCAUGACUUUCCCAUCUAGAUCCCCAUCUGAAAAUCAUUUUAAUAUUACCU